This is a messenger RNA of Rotaria socialis, 1065 nucleotides long. NCBI's taxonomy places the organism in Eukaryota, Metazoa, Rotifera, Eurotatoria, Philodinida, Philodinidae. The record is from the annotation of a GenBank genome assembly.
AUGCCGACUGCUAAGUCUGAAAAUUAUGUGAUCGAUGAAGUGAUUGUUGAAGAUUCGCUUGUAGGAAUUUAUAAAGCUCGGUAUCUUCCAACGAAUGCAGAAGUUGCUAUUAAAAAGAUUAAAGUGGGUCGUCAUGGAGAAUACACUGAUUGGGCUGAACCAGCAGCUGAAAACGAAAUGCAAAUGUUAAGAAAAUUAAAUCAUUCUAAUGUUAUCAAGCUCUUGGAUUCAUUUUAUACAGCCGAUUCCAAAGUUGCUGUUCUAGUCUUUGAAUUAAUGUUUGCAGAUCUUGGACGUUUAAUCCAUUGUACAGACAAUCGUUAUAAUCAUAGUCAUAUAAAAUGCAUGACUCAUAUGAUGCUUUCAGGUCUCGAAUAUAUUCAUGCAUCGGACAUUAUGCACCUAGAUAUCAAACCAGGAAAUAUCAUGAUUGAUAAUCAAGGAAUAAUUAAAAUCGCUGAUUUCGGUAUUUCAAUCUAUGUUGAUGAUACAAGUCGAAAACUUCAUCGUUUACCACCGGCUUGGUAUCGUUCGCCGGAGUUCUUACUUGGCGAUCGACAGUACGGAACAUCAACAGAUCUGUGGUCGUUGGGUGUUGUAAUCGGUGAAUUAAUAAAUCGACAUAUUGUAUUUCCAAGUAAAAGUGAAAUCGAACAAAUCUUGAUGAUCUAUCGUUUACUUGGUCCACCCGAUGAUAAAACGUGGCCAGAAGCGAAAACAUUUAAGCAUUUUUUACAAUUUCAUGAUGAAAGUUUAUUGAAUCACGAAGAAACUUUCGAGAAAAAAUUUCCUCGAGCCAAUGAACAAGAAUUAAUUCUUUUAAAAAGUUUACUUGUUAUGAACCCAAAACAUCGAGCUACAGCUAAACAAGCUUUAGAAUCUUCAUAUUUUAUCACUGGCACUCCAAUAUGUAAACCUGAAGACAUUCCAAGAUCGGCUGCGCCACGACAUCGUCAUAGUCGAGAUCCUUUCCAUAUGAAUGACUUGAGUAUUAAUGAUGAAAAUCUUCCCAGUGACUAUAGCCAUUUAAAUAAUGAUACAAAACGCCAACUCUUUUCACCAUAA